AUGGCCAUGGGCAUCCCGCAACAGGACCACCAGAGCGAACCGCCCAUGUUCCCUGGUGACUUUGUCGAGUACGGCACCAACUACAACUCCUCCAUCACGACGACGAACGACCGCCAACCCCGAGACGCCGCACGCAACGGCCGCUACCGGCGGCCGAGAUCCCCUUCCCUCGACGACGACUCCCGCUUCACCACCGGAGCCCACAGCGCGACCACCUCGGAAUUGCACGACGCCGCCCUCGCCCAGGCUCCCCAUCAACAGCAGAGAGUCGUGCAAACGGCCCCGAUGAACCAGCGCGGCCAACCCCGCGCCGCCGGCCCCCGAAGCGGUCCUCCCUCCAUGGCAAACGCCUCCCAGAACCGCCGCUCGUACCCCCAGCCUCCCCCCGUCAACUCCCAGCUCCCGCCUUACACCGGAAACCCCGAGGACGACUGGUCCCCGGCCGCGCGCGGAUCAGCCGGCGCCGCCGCCGCGGGCGCGGGCGCGGGCGCGGGAGGAGGCUACUCCCGCCGUCGCACAGAGCGCCAAACCCGCCGCCAGUCCUCCACGUCCGGCGGCAACCCCCCGGGCGGCCCGGGCUCCUCCGACCCCCAAAUGAGCGGCGGCGCAAACGGCGGCGGCGGCGGCGGCGGCGAAUCCCGCUCCUCGCCGCGCGUCUCCUCCUCCCAAAAACCCCAACAAGAACCCGCCCUCACGAACCCGGCCGUCGCCGCCCUACGCCCUCCCUCCCCUCCCACCGGCGGCGACGAGAUCUCCCGCCUGCAGAGCCCCUCCAUCUCCAAGAGCGUGCUGGAGCCCCUGCAGCGCAAGAUGCUCGAGUACCACAACCUGAUGGCGGCCGCGCAGGGCGAGAUGUCGCAGCUCGACGACGAGCUGCGCGCGCUGCAGGAGCGCCGGCGGCUGGCCGAGCAGCGCUUCGUCGACGCCAAGGGCAAGCACGACGAGUACGAGCGUCAGCAUUUGGAUGUGGAGAGGGCGCUGAGGGGCGACUACGGCCCCCAGCAGCAGCAGAUGCCGCCCAUGCCGCAGGUCUCGCAGCAGCACCACCAGAUGUACAACGACAGCCCGCCGCCGCCGCGGACGGUGCCGACGAGGCCCGCGAGCAGCCUCAUGAGCUACGACGAGAGGCCGAUGAGCGGGCGGAGCUCGGUGCAGGGGAAGAAGGGCAAGUUUCGGAUUAGUCUGUUUGGGAGGUAG
This is a messenger RNA of Colletotrichum karsti, 1197 nucleotides long. RefSeq lists its product as uncharacterized. NCBI's taxonomy places the organism in Eukaryota, Fungi, Ascomycota, Sordariomycetes, Glomerellales, Glomerellaceae. Bases 1 to 1197 code for a protein of 398 amino acids. The transcript is spliced from 2 exons. The record is from RefSeq and is a predicted model, not a curated record.